This is a messenger RNA of Mytilus californianus (California mussel), 3482 nucleotides long. RefSeq names its product condensin-2 complex subunit H2-like. NCBI's taxonomy places the organism in Eukaryota, Metazoa, Mollusca, Bivalvia, Mytilida, Mytilidae. Gene Ontology annotation, biological process: meiotic chromosome condensation; mitotic sister chromatid separation. Gene Ontology annotation, cellular component: condensin complex; nucleus. The record is from RefSeq and is a predicted model, not a curated record. The transcript has 20 exons. Gene Ontology annotation, molecular function: chromatin binding. The coding region runs from base 69 to 2018 and encodes 649 amino acids.
UAUUAGCGGAAGCGGGAUAUCCAAAAUCAAAAUAUAUAAGACAAGUUGACAAAUAGUAAAACAAAAGGAUGACGAUUUCGGCUUCACAGACUCAGGGUGAUUUGGAGACACGGUUUUCUCAAUUAAUACAACCCAUUAGAGAUCUGACCAAAAACUGGGAUGUAAAUAUAGCUGAGCAACUGGAAGAUUAUUUGUCUGAGCUAGAGAAGGUGACAAUAACCUUUGAUGGAGGGUUGACAACAAUGAACUUUGCUGAAGCAGCUAUGGUAAUUCAAGGUUCAGCUUGUGUUUACAGUAAAAAGGUUGAAUAUUUAUAUACCUUAGUAUAUCAGACUUUAGACCUCCUUGCAAAUAAAAAAAAACAGAAACAAGGAAAUGAAGAUGGUAACAACAAUGACGAUGAUCAGGGGGACAAUGAAGGUGAAGAUGAAGAGUUUCUCACACUGGAUGACAUACAAGAACACAAGAAUAUUGUUUUGAAAGAAGAAAGUGAAGAUAAGUCCAUACCACCUAUACCACAGAUGCCUCUAUCCUUAAUUCCAUUUGAUGACUGUGAUAAGGGAGAUAAACCACUUCUUAGUAAAUCAGGAGAAGUGUUAGCCAGUAGAAAUGACUUCAAGAUGAACACAUGUUCUGUUCACACGACGGGAACUUUACUCCUGGAUAUGACCCACUUAGCACUCCUGGAAAAAUCAUUACAGAUGUCUUUUACUACACAUGAAUCGAUGCACAUUGAUCCACAUCUUACAGACUCGGAACCAAAUGCUAUACCAAACAAUGUAGACCAAGCGAACAUGUCAGUUGAUCAUGAGGAUAAUGAUAAUGCAUUUGAACCACCUCUGCUUGAAGAUGUUAUGGACAUGCCACAGUCAGAUGAUAACAAUAUAGACAUGCCACCAACAGAUGAAGUAGAUGGUGGUCCACCUGUUGAAGAAGUUCACCAAAAUGCCAUGGAAACUGGGGAUGCUACUACAGAGGAUAUUGUUGAGUUGAAAAGAUCGAGUAGAAAUAAACAAGUCAAGAUUAUACCUCCUAAACAGAAUGUUAACUUAUGGGAGCCAAUAGAACCUCAUGAUGCUGGUAAAAUAGUAGAAAGACCUUUCAAAAAAGGUACAUCUUUUUUGAGAAUACCAGCAUGUUUAGAAGAUCCUACAAGUAAGAAGAGGAAGCGCCAUCCUGCUCCUCCUAAAGAACUACCUCUAACAGAGUUCAUUAUGCAACAGAAUUCACAAAGAUCAAAGUUUCCAAAGAACAAGCUGAAAUGUCCAACAUUUCCAGAGUUUGAACAGAAAUAUUAUGAAGAAUACAAGAGAAGAUUAUCAAUACAUAAAAAUGAAAGAAAAAUGAGGACAUUGGUACAAGAAGAUGUUGAAGAAGAAGAAGAAGAAGAAGAUGAUGUUGAGAAUAUGAUAGAUGAUCCUGGCGAUGAAGGGCUAGGAUUUGAUGCAGGAGACAAUGUAGACUUAGACGAGUCACCAUUGAUAGAUGAUAAACUAUUCCAAGCCAUGGAAUUAGCUAUGGAGUCACACCAUGCUGGAUUUGAAGUUUCAAGAAGAAUGAGUGAGGCCCAAGUAAUUGACAAGUCCACAGUUAUAAGUGAUUAUGAAGAGCUGGUCCGACAGCAUGUGGACCAGUAUUUAGCCAGUGCCCAAGAAUAUGCUCAGAUAACAGAAUUAUCACAGAGAGUCUCCGAGUGGGAAGACAAAGUCUUACCUAAACUAGCAGAAGAGGAUGAGAGACCACCAUUUGAUAUCAAUAUCUAUGGAACUUUUAUUAUAGAAAACUUGGAGAAAAAGAAAACCAAACCAUUCACACAAAUUGUUAAACAUAAACAAACAUACGAUGUUUGUCGGACAUUUUUAGCAUCAUUGAUGCUGGCUAAUACGUCAAAUGUAAAGAUUCACCAGGUUGGAAAUUUUGAAGAAGGCAUAGACAAAUAUGAAUUAGAAUUAUUAAGUACUGUCAGACAUUUUGAACAGUUGGAAGAGUAUCAAGCACCAUCUAUAGUCAGUUCAUGAUAGAAUUUACUAUUUUUUUUUUAAAUUUUGCAUGAAUUUUAUGAAGAACUAUUAAGACAGAUUUUUUAUGUAUAAAAUUUUUUUUUAAACAAAGAUAGACCAUUUUACAGAUAUCCCAUAUAAAAUAUUGCCUCUUAAGUAUAAAUCUAUCAUCGCUAGGAGUUUAUUUUUUUGUACAGCCAAUUAAAUUAAUCAAUGAAUGACUGGUUUUCAAGGAGAAAUUUAAUGUUCCCUUAGAAUGAACUCCACAGAGCCCAAUAGUUAAUGUAUUUCUUCAAUGGGCAAUUACCUUUUGAAAAAUUCCAGUGGCCGGGUAAACACCAUCUGAUAUUAGGGAAAGUUUAAUUUCCUUCAUAAUAAUUGAUUCUGAAAGAAAAAAGGGGAAAAAAAUUAUCCACACCAAAUCAUUUAACAACUUUAAUGACAAUGUUAAAUUAACUAAUAGGAAUGUGCAGACAAUAUAAAAAAAACUUGUCUCUUUCAUUUCACUUCACAUGCUUCAUGAUUAUACGUUGAUUUUUUACCAAGGUCACAUUCUGUAGACUUCGGCACAUAAACCUGAAAGUUAAUUAGCUGCCAAAAUUUUCUACCAACAAUCAAUGAAUGAAAUAAUUUUUGUCGAUUAUUGAAACAGAUUUUUGAUAGUAUAAAAUAUAAAAUAAUUCCACAGAGGUCCUAGUUAAGUAUAUAUUCAUGCAUUGGUUUAAUAAGUUCCUUAACAUUAUAAUUACCAUAAAUUUGUUUCAUAUGACUUAAACCUUUACUGUGUGGUAAAUUGAUGUAUAAAAUGGAAAAAAAGGUCAAAUGAAGGUAUGAAUUACUUUGUAUGGAUAAGGGAGCUACCAUUUGAUUUUUAUGGGGGCCUAGGAUGAAAAAUUUUGUCCUGCAUUUUUUUUUAGUUUUUAUCUCUGUCCUGCCUUUUUAUUUUUCACUCUAUUCGGUCCUGCCUUUUUUUUUUUAAAGUUUAUCCUGACUUUUUUUACCAAAAUUGUCAUCCUGUCUUUUUUUUUUGCAAGUGUCUCAUCCUGCCUUUUUUUUACUCAAAACUCCUGUCCUGCCUAUUUUUUUCAAAUUUCAUCCUAGCCCCCCCCCCAUAAAAAUCCAAUGGUAGCUCCCUAAUAAACAUCUUUCAUUUGAUACUGCCACUUUUUGACAGUAAGUUUUAAUGUUAUUAUAUGUUAUAAAAGUCACAUUUGCAGUAAUGUUGCUUCAACAUCAUAGACAAAGGUAGUGAAAAUCUGUUGUUUGCCAUCAACAAAGAUAUUUGUUGAGAAAUUGUGUAUUUUUUCCAUAGAGAUGUGACUUUAAAUGAAAACUCAAUGAUAUUGUUUAUGUAUGAUAAGAAAGAUAGAGAAGCAGAUAUAGAUCUUAUUUAAAUAUAGAAAUGCAGACCUUUGAGAUGAAUUCAGAAAAAAAACCAAAUUUGUUUUAUAUAUAUGAGAAAUAAAAAAUAUUAUAUUUGCA